AUGAACCUUCCGCUUGCAUGUUUAAUUGGACGUGAUAUUCUUGCAAUGCAUGGAGGCAUUAGUCCAAAACUACGGUCACUGCAGGAUAUACGUGAGAUUGCACGUCCCAUUGAUGAGUUCAUGAAAGGGACUCUAGCAUGCGAUUUGGUUUGGUCUCAUCCAGACACGCUGAAUAAAGCUCCUUUACACGGGUAUGCCCGCUGGGCUGAUGGCCUUCUCAUCACCCUGUUUUCCGCACCAGCUUACAAAGGAAGCUCGGAAGAUACAGUGAACUUAGGAGCAUGCAUUGAAGUGCCUGUAAGCGGAGAUCUCGUCGUGAAACAGGUUGGGAAUCAGUGCCAAAUUUGCGGAACCAAAUAA
Molecule: messenger RNA, 360 nt
Organism: Cooperia oncophora
Lineage: Eukaryota; Metazoa; Nematoda; Chromadorea; Rhabditida; Trichostrongylidae
Source: the annotation of a GenBank genome assembly